AUGACUUUUAAUGUGAAGGAUAGAGUUUGGAAGAAGAUUAAUUCUUGGAGAGGGAGGCCUCUUUCUCGGGCGGGUAAAGAGGUGAUGAUAAAGUCGGUGCUUCAGUCGAUUCCUUCGUAUAUCAUGAGUUUGUUUAUUCUCCCUGAUGGUAUUGUUUCGGAUAUUGAGAAGAUGCUUAACUCUUUUUGGUGGGGUGGUGGAACCAAUCAUAACUGUAUUCGUUGGAUGGCUUGGGAUAAACUUACAGGUACAAAGAAUGAAGGCGGACUUGGUUUCAGGGACCUAAAAUCUUUUAACUUGGCUAUGGUGGCUAAACGGGGUUGGCUUCUUUUAUCCAAGCCCCAUUCUUUGGUCUCCAUAAUCUUUAAAGCUAAGUAUUUUCCUAAUUCAACGUUCUUUGAAGCAAGUUUGGGUAACAAUCCUAGCUUUGUGUGGCGUAGUGUUUGGCAAGCUAGGUCUCUUUUGUCUCUGGGAUGUAGGUGGAGUAUUGGGGAUGGUAGGAACAUUCCGGUGAUGGGGUCUCUGUGGCUUAGGGGUAGUAGAGAGGGAAUGCUGAUUGGCCCGCAAACACAAGGUGUGUAUGCCAUGUCUGUUCAUGAGCUCCUAUCUCCCAAUGGUAAAUUAUGGAAUGCUGGGUUAAUCAGUGAGAUGUUUGGGGCCGAUGAGGCGAAGAUUAUUCUUCAAGUUCCUUUAGUUGAUGAGGUGCAGGAAGAUAAAUGGAUUUGGGGAGAGGAGCAAAAUGGGGAAUACAAUGUGAGGACGGGUUAUCGGGUGUGGAGGAGGGAGUCCUCUCGGUCGGUGGGUGUAGGAGUUACGGGGAAUUAG
Vicia villosa (hairy vetch) is the source of this 825-nucleotide messenger RNA. RefSeq lists its product as uncharacterized. The transcript has a single exon. Bases 1 to 825 code for a protein of 274 amino acids. Lineage: Eukaryota; Viridiplantae; Streptophyta; Magnoliopsida; Fabales; Fabaceae. The record is from RefSeq and is a predicted model, not a curated record.